CCGUACCCGCUUCCAAAAUGGCCGCCUGAGCGCCGCGAGGCGCUGACACCAUGGAGCCGCUGCGGCCUAUAAGGGGGCGACGCAGGGAUCUCCACGGCAACGGCGGCCGCGGUACCGGACAGGCGGGUCUCGGGGGUUCGGGCCUUGACGGGAGCCGUGGUCGGACGGCGGAAGGAUGUCGCUGUCUGCCUACUGCAUCCUCCGAGUUGUGGGGAAGGGCAGCUACGGGGAGGUGAACCUGGUGCGGCACCAGCAGGACAACCAGCAGUAUGUCAUCAAAAAGUUAAACCUUAGAUAUGCUUCCAGCCGAGUGAGGAAAGCAGCAGAACAAGAGGCACAGUUGUUAUCCCAGUUGAAACACCCGAACAUAGUUGCCUACAGAGAAUCCUGGCAGGGGGAAGAUGGCCUCUUAUAUAUUGUUAUGGGCUUCUGUGAGGGAGGAGAUCUGUAUCAAAAACUUCAAGAGCGGAAGGGCGAACUUCUGCCUGAGAAGCAGGUGGUGGAGUGGUUUAUCCAGAUUGCCAUGGCACUGCAGUAUUUACAUGGGAAGCACAUUCUGCACAGAGAUCUUAAAACUCAGAAUGUUUUUCUGACACAAGCAAAUAUAAUCAAAGUGGGUGACCUGGGAAUAGCCAGAGUGUUGGAAAACCAGUAUGACAUGGCAAGUACUGUCAUAGGCACACCAUACUACAUGAGCCCUGAGCUCUUUUCUAACAAACCCUACAACUACAAGUCAGAUGUUUGGGCAUUAGGCUGCUGCGUUUAUGAGAUGGCUACACUGAAACAUGCCUUUAAUGCUAAAGACAUGAACUCUUUGGCUUACCAAAUUGUCAAAGGAAAGUUGCCACCCAUGCCAAAGGAUUACAGCCCACAGUUGGUAGAAAUAGUACGAACUAUGCUCAGUAAAAAACCCGAGGAAAGACCAAGUAUGAAAACGAUAUUGCGACAUCCGUAUAUUAAGCACCAAAUAUCUUCAUUUUUGGAAGCCCUAAAGGCGAAAGAAGCCAAAAGUCACAAGAGAAAAGUGAAUUCUAAAUCAAACCAUGCCCCUGAGCGAGCCAGGACACACAAAGUGAACUUGGAUUCUACUGAGAAGCUGCUAGCACCAUUUGUUCCUGUUGCAGUCCAAGAUGAGGUCUGUCCUGGAGCUUCAGUGGGUGCUCAGGAAAAAGUCACCUCCCACUUGCAGCCUCUUAGUUCUGUCAGUGAACCUUCUCUCUCGCAGCAUCAACAGAAGAAAACAGAGCUGGCAGAAGUUUCUUCAGAGAAGAUGCAGUUGAGCACAGUUGCUCCUCAGCCUUUAUCUCUUCCUUCUGACGUGGACACGACGACCACACUGAGAUGUGCCGAGCAGCAUAAUGCUGAAGCCUCUGAAUCUGUCCAUAGCACCAAGACCAGUCCAGUUGACAUUUCAAAGGGGCAGCCCUUGUCAGCAAGAGAACGAAGGAGGCUAAAACAGGCUCGGGAGAAGAUGCUUUCUGCUGUGGUGCCAGCAAGACGAACGUCAGACAGUGAAGUAGUUGGAGCAAAUUCACAUAUGGAAAAUCACAUUGAAGUUGCUCAGUCUUCAUCAGCUCCCAGUAUUUCUCAGAGAGAAACCCAUUGCCUCUCUGAUAACGACUUAAGCUCUUCCACAAGCUCUACAGAGAAGUCUGAUAGUGAUUCUAAGGAGAGAAAAAGCAAUGUGAAUGAAAUGAGUGACUUGGUGCAGCUGAUGACACGGACACUAAAAAUGGACUCUGAGGACAACUCUGAAUACUGUGUAACCUCCACUCAAGCCCCAGAGUUUAAACUUCAUAGAAAAUAUCGAGACACUUUGAUUCUGCAUGGAAAAUCAGCUGAUGAAUCAGAGGAUCUGAAAUUCGAAGAGAUUUCUUCAGAUACACUCUCAUUUCCUGAUAAGAUUAGGAGAAUGGUCGAAAUCCUGAGAUCUGAUGUGGUGCAAGGAUUGGGAGUGAAACUUCUUGAGAAGGUGUACAGCAUCAUGGAAGAAGAUGAUGAAUUGAAAAGAGAGGCGCAGUUGCGGGAGCAUAUGGGAGACAAGUAUGGAAGUUACAGCGCAAAGGCGCGGCACCUGAAAUUCCUUGAAGAAAAUGUGAAGUUCUGACCAGAACCUCCUUUCCUUAGAGAACAGGACUGUUUUACAGCUCAUUUGAUAGACUGGACCAGCUUACAAAACCUAUUCUGGAAUAAGGAGGUGAGCUUGCAAAAAACCACUAGUUUGUAGUAAUAUAUUUCAUGUUAAAAUGUGAACCAGGCUCUCACUUCCUCAGAAUAGAAACUGGUUUAGUUUUUGUUCUCUGAAUGAAACUUUUUCAAGUUGCUUUUUUAUAGUUACAAACAGGGACAAAUACCAAGUUUUGUAUAAGGAAUGUCAAAAAGUAGAUACUUUGUUUACCAUUUGCUAUGGCAAAUUCUGCUUGGUAUGGUCACCUACUACAGUUACAAAACCUAUACCAAGGUGAUGGUGUGAUAAGCUAUAAGCUAUUGCAUCAAAUAGUUGUGAACAUUCAGCAGAGAGAAUUCAGGGGGGAAAAAAAAAAUCAGAGCAAGAAAUUUCAGAGCCUCUGGACUCUCUUAAGUUGCCAAAUUCAAGUGCUGAAGGGGGUGGCUGUAUUGCUUUCAAGCAAGAGCCUUUGCUUUUGUGUUUUAUUGCUAAAGCAAUCACCAAGGUGGUGUCAACUAUUUGGUAACUGGCUAAAAUAAGUCUGAGAACGUUAGAAGGAACAUGCACACAUGCACUAUUACUAUGGUUCCAGCUAGAGAAGUCCUUUUGCCUUAAACAUAUUGAUUCCUUUUAGGAAUCAAAGUGCUCACGACCAGGAUUGACUAAGAGAAAUAGAUGUCUUUAGUUCUUCCCUACUUUUGCAUCUAGAUUGUGUUGCUACCCCUGCCCAGGUAUUGUCAGGUAUUGUCACUACAGAAAAAACAAAAAAGUCUCAUUUUUAAAGGAUAAAGAAGUUGAAUUAUAUUUGUAAAAUAAAACUUUAAAUGCACAA
This is a messenger RNA of Colius striatus (speckled mousebird), 2999 nucleotides long. It is a transcript of the gene NEK4, whose product is annotated as NIMA related kinase 4. Gene Ontology annotation, molecular function: ATP binding; protein kinase activity. The transcript has 15 exons. Gene Ontology annotation, biological process: protein phosphorylation. The record is from RefSeq and is a predicted model, not a curated record. Lineage: Eukaryota; Metazoa; Chordata; Aves; Coliiformes; Coliidae. Bases 176 to 2107 code for a protein of 643 amino acids.